AAAGCCUAGGAAGCCUUAAGUUGUCACGGAAUUUUAACUACCAUUACCAAAUAUUUCAGCUGCAUUCAUUGCAAACUACUUUCUUUCACUUUAAAUUGUACAAAAUUAAAGAAACUAAAACAAAAAAAAGACUGAUUUAAUUCCUCUCACAACUCCUUCUAGCUCAUAACCAUUUCCACUUUGAAAUGGCUUCAGUCUCAGAACUUGCUUACCAAAGACUGAGAAACGAAGGUCUCUUUGAUGAAGAAACAGAUCAGCAAAACACAGCAAUUAAAUUCAAGAAGAUAAGGGGUUGGUCCAAGAUCAGGAAGCUAACCGGUCGAAGGCGGCCGAGGGUUCGGAUUCAGGGAUUGAGAAGGUUCCUGAGGAGAAAAGCUAGGAUUUUCAGUAGGAUUAAAGUUUCGUGGAGCAAAGCUUUGAAGAGACUGAAGCAUGGGCAGGCUCACAUGAAUGACUUGUUUGGUGGGAACUAUUUGUUCAUGCAGGCAAACCCUCUUCCUUUCAAAUGUGGUGAGAGACCUUAUAAUAUGGGUCAUCGGUGUCAUGGUAAUUUCCCCUCAAGGUAUCCUCUUGAAAAAUUUGCUUGAGCAUAAUUCUACUCAGCAGUAUCAAUCCGCCCCCUCUGAUAAGACGAUAUUAUAAAUUUCUAUAAACCAUGAAAAAGCAAAGGAUGAACGGAUGCAAUGUCCUAAGCAACUGAAGUAAACACAUGUAUUUUAGUAUUGUCUGUGCUGAUUUCAUAUGUUCAUGGAUGGUGUAAAGAUGCUUAAAUGUCUGCCGACAUUUAAGUCAUGAAAGUUCUACUGUUUUGCUUUUGAUAUAAUUUUUUUUUUUUGCAUCACUUUAUUUCAAUGUCCUUAUGCUUGACAUGACAUGCUAAGUAAGUUAUCAAACAUUUUAAGAGGUUGCAACGAAUAACUCUCUUUCCUUUCUUAUACAUUUUUCUACUCGUUUCUUUUGGUAUGAAUUGAAGAUCUGAGUUUAAAUAUUGAAGUUAAUCUUCAUUAAUUUAAAUCUUAACACAGUGACGAUGUAAGACAAAAUAUAGGUCCAAGGAGAAAAAAUUGAAGAAAAUAAAGCGAUGUAAAAUAUGAUAUUGACUAGAAAUGACGGAAUUCACACUCUGAACAUCAAGUAUGUUGUGAGAAAUUAGGGCUAUGUGUAUUGUUGCUAUAUUAUGAUAUUAUUUAUGUCCAACAAUCUUUAUGUAAAAAAAAAAAAAAAAAAAAAAAAAAAGAAAAAAAAAGAGUAAAGUUAUAGUUUAGAUACACAAACAAUGAUAACAUAAUGACAAAAAAAUCAUAUUCACUAAAAAUAAAUGGAGUUUAAAUAAGAAAUAAAAUAAGUGAAUUCAUCCAAAUGAGAAAUUUCAUGCUCGAAAUUCUUAACAUCCAAGUGGGUUCAUGCAGCUCCGCACACGGCUAAAAAAACCGAAAUGCCCUUACGCUCUCUUUUUACCGGGAAAGAAUAGAGAGAAAAGAGCCGUUUAAACCAACGAACUUUGAAAUUUCUAAGAAGUGAGAUGAACGCAGCAACGGUCGCCAAAAACCAUCCCAACAACAAAGCAGACGGAGCCGCCUCCUUGCUAAAAUCCUGCACAUCGCUCCGCCACCUCAAACAAAUCCACGCCCACAUCGUCCGUUCAAACCUCCACGGGAACGCCUCCUUAGCCUCCACUCUCAUCUCUCUCUACGCCUCUCUCUCCUCCUCGCCUCGUUAUACCCACCUCGUAUUCACCUCUUUCCCCAACCCAAAUCUAUCCCUCUUCAACCACGCUGUCAGGGCUUUCUCUAAGAUCUCCGUGCUCUGUUCCGAGUCGGUGAGUUUGUAUUCGCAGAUGGUCUCGGUUGGGAUUAGACCCGAUAACUAUACGUACCCUUUCGUGCUUAAUUCGUGCGCUGCGAUGGGUGAUCUCUGUGGUGGGAUUGAGGUCCAUGGACGCAUUGUGAAAAUGGGUUUUGGGUUUUGUGUUCCGGUUUCGAACGCUUUGAUUGAUAUGUAUGGGAAAUGUGGGGAGGUGUUGAGGGCGCGGAAGGUGUUUGAUGAAAUGUGUGAGAGAGAUGUUGUUUCUUAUAAUGCGGUUUUGGGGGCUCAUGCGAGAGGUGGGGUGGAUAUGGAGAGUGCUUCGGUUUUGUUUGAGGGGAUGUUAGGAAAAAAUGUGAUAUCUUGGAACGCCAUGGUUGUGGGUUAUGUAAAUAGUGGGGAUCUGGUUUCGGCAAGGGCUGUGUUUGAUAGGAUGCCUGAGAGGAAUGCUGUUUCUUGGACUACAAUGUUGGUGGGGUAUACUAAAAGCGGUCUUAUGGAUAAGGCUAAGUGUCUCUUUGAAGAAAUGCCUGAGCAAGGUUUGAUUUGUUGGACGGCUAUGAUAUCAGGGUAUUCACAAAAUGGGAGGCCAAGUGAAGCGCUUUCACUUUUCCGGAGAAUGGAAAAGGCACGAGUAAAGCCGGAUGCUUUCACCAUGACAGCGGUGAUCUCUGCAUUGGCACAGUUGGGUCGUGCAGAUCUGGCAAACUGGAUUGGAACAUAUGUGGAUAGAGAAGGCAUAGAACAGAAUGACCAAGUGCUUACUGCACUAGUUGACAUGCAUGCCAAAUGUGGGAAUAUGGAAGAGGCAUGCGCCAUAUUUGAGAAGAUCCCCAGAAAGGAUGCUUUCGCCUACAGUGCAAUAAUCACAGGUCUUGCUUCAAAUGGUCAUGGGGUUAAAGCGCUGGAGAUCUUCCAGAGAAUGCUGGCAGAAGAUAUUGAACCUGAUCGCAUUACAUUUGUUGGGGUAUUCACAGCCUGUUGCCAUGCAGGACUUGUUGGAGAUGGAAUGAGAUACUGGGAAAGCAUGGUUAAAGGUUACAACAUUGAGCCUGAUGCUGAUCACUAUACUUGCAUAGUUGAUAUGCUGGGACGAGCUGGGAAACUAAAUGAGGCCUGCGAUUUGGUCAAGGGAAUGCCCAUGGGCCCACAGCCAGGAGCAUUAGGAGCCCUUCUUGCAGCAUGUAGAACAUAUGGAAAUGUAGAGAUUGCAGAAAGUGUUGCUGAGAAACUCUUCAUUUUAGAACCUGGGAAUACUGGAAAUUAUUUGCUACUUUCAAGCAUUUAUGCGUCGAAAGAACAAUGGGAUAAAGCUAGGAAAGUGCGGGAAGCAAUGAACGGGAAAAAUGCACUUAAGCUUCCUGGGUGCAGUUGGGUUGAAAUUAGCAAAGGUGAUGCAGCUCAAACGACGAACCAAACUUAGAUAGCAAUUCUAUGGUCGAAUUCUGGCAUGCUGUUCUCAUUGAAUUGCAUUAUAAUGCACACUUUAUGUUGCUGGUGCCGCCAUUGACAGACGUGAAUUACGUUGUCAAUACAA
Pyrus x bretschneideri (Chinese white pear) is the source of this 3340-nucleotide messenger RNA. Its product is annotated as putative pentatricopeptide repeat-containing protein At5g37570. The coding region runs from base 1523 to 3226 and encodes 567 amino acids. The transcript has 2 exons. NCBI's taxonomy places the organism in Eukaryota, Viridiplantae, Streptophyta, Magnoliopsida, Rosales, Rosaceae. Gene Ontology annotation, biological process: RNA modification. The record is from RefSeq and is a predicted model, not a curated record. Gene Ontology annotation, molecular function: protein binding; RNA binding.